Molecule: messenger RNA, 1425 nt
Organism: Caenorhabditis remanei
Lineage: Eukaryota; Metazoa; Nematoda; Chromadorea; Rhabditida; Rhabditidae
Exons: 6
Coding region: 1-1425 (474 amino acids)
Cellular component (GO): nucleus; cytoplasm
Molecular function (GO): protein serine/threonine phosphatase activity
Source: RefSeq, a predicted model, not a curated record
AUGGCUUCAGGUUAUAAAAAUUUGGACGAAAAUUCUGCUAAGCUGGAUAUCGAUGAGUUGAUCAUUAAAAUUCUGUCAGUUGGCCAUCCAGAGAAGAGCAUGACAAAGACAGUUAAAGAACAAGAUUUGAUUCAUUUGUGUCAUUUAGCAAAGAAGAGUUUCAUGCUUCAACCAGUUAUGUUAGAAGUAGAAGCACCGAUUAAAGUAUGUGGAGAUGUUCAUGGACAGUAUUCAGAUGUUGUCCGUCUCUUCCAUAUUGCUCGUUUCCCUCCACAUUCUAAUUAUAUUUUUCUCGGAGACUAUGUGGAUCGUGGACGUCAGAAUCUUGAACUUAUCACCUUGUUUCUCUGCUACAAAAUCAAAUUUUUCGAUCGAUUCUACAUGUUACGUGGAAAUCAUGAAUGUCCAGCUGUCAAUCGUGUCUAUGGAUUCUAUGAAGAGUGCAAUAAACGAUAUGCGAGUACUCGUUUAUGGCUUGCCUUUCAAGAAGCGUUCGCUGCGAUGCCAUUCACUGGACUCAUUUCGGGACGAAUUCUCUGCAUGCACGGUGGAUUGUCACCUAAAUUAACAAAUAUUGAUGUUCUUCGUGAUUUGACUCGUCCAAUGGAUCCACCUAGUCCAUCUCUUCAUAUUGAUUUGCUUUGGAGUGAUCCUGAUAACUCAAUUAGUGAUUGGGCACCAAAUGUUCGAGGAGUUUCAUACAUUUUCGGAGCAAAUGUGGUGAAACAACAAAUUGAAACAUUGGGAAUCGAUUUGAUUGCAAGGGCUCAUCAAGUUGUUCAAGAUGGAUACGAGUUCUUUGCGGAUAAGAAACUGGUGACAAUCUUCUCGGCUCCUCAUUACUGUGGACAGUUCGAUAAUUCUGCAGCAAUAAUGAGUGUCGAUGAGAACUUGAUAUGCUCGUUCCAUUCAAUCUAUCCUCUCGAUCAUCUUCAUUUCAAGAUGCGCGGUAUUCAUAUUGCUCAGUAUACAUCAUUUGUUGGAGCUCAACUGGCCAAUUCAUUUUUGAUCUACUUGAUAAUUACAAGAUCAGAUAAACAAUUUGGUGACUUUCGGUAUAUAAUGGGAUUGUUCGCUUUCUACGCAAUGUUUUACGCAUGGGUUGAGAUUUUCACGCAGCCGCUUACGUUCAUCGAGGGCCCAUUACUGGGAGUCGUUGUGGACAGUCCAAUGAGAUAUCAAAAACGGAUUGGUCACUACGUGGUCUGUCUGUUCUGUGCUUGUUUUGGACUGUGUAUCUCACUGUUGGCUACGCAAUUUUACUAUAGAUAUUUAGCACUUUGCAAACCAAAAAUGCUCGAGAAAGUAUCUGGUCGUAAACUUCCUCUUAUUUUCAUUCCUGCUGUUCUUGUCUUUGUGUUUUGGUAUAUCAAUGUUCUGAUUGGAAUGGCCGACACCUACGAAAAAGAUGUUUUUCUAUGGUAA